GCUGCCAGCGUCACUUUCUAAGCCGGCCAGCAGUGAGUCUCCACAUCUAAUUUUUCACUUCAUUCUCUGCCGUGUCUAAACUUCAUCAAAAUGAGCUACAGAAGAUCCAACGUGCAGCAGAUCUCCAUGACCCGCUCCACACCCCAGUACCGUGCUGCCAGCAUUUAUGGUGGUGCCGGUGGACAGGGCGCCCGCAUUUCCUCUGUGUCCACGUCUUCCCUGAGGUCUGGUGCUCCAGUCAUCUCUUCUUCCUCUGCCUUCAGGGUAAGCAGUGGAAUAGGUGGUGGGAUGGGUGGUGGGAUGGGUGGUGGUAUGGGCUCAAGUUUUGGUGGUGGCAGUGCAUCCAUGGCAUCUAGUGGUGGGAUCAUGGGUAACGAAAGGGGAGCCAUGCAGAACCUGAACGACCGUCUGGCCAACUACCUGGAGACGGUGAGGAACCUGGAACAGGCCAACAAGGAGCUGGAGAUGAAGAUCAGGGAGGCCCUGGAGAAGGGGGGGCCCGACACGAGAGACUACAGCAAGUAUGAACACAUCAUAGACGACCUCCGCAAACAGAUCUUCGAUAAGAUUUCGGAGAAUGCUCGUUUUGUGCUCCAGAUCGACAAUGCCCGUCUUGCUGCUGACGACUUUAAAGUAAAGUUCGACAACGAGAUGGCAAUCCGUCAGUCUGUGGAGGCCGACAUUGCUGGGCUGAAGAAAGUCAUAGAUGACACCAACAUGACCAGGAUGAACAUUGAGAGUGAGAUUGAAGCUGUGAGGGAGGAACUCAUCUUCCUAAAGAAGAACCAUGAGAAUGAGGUGAUGGAGCUGAGGAAUCAGAUCUCCCAGUCAGGUGUGCAAGUGGACGUUGACGCUCCCAAAGGUCAGGACCUGGCCCAGAUCAUGGAGGAAGUUAGGAGCAACUAUGAGAAGAUUGCUGUUAAGAAUGCAGAGGAUCUCAAACGAUGGCAUGAAAAUCAGAUUGUGGAAGUGCAGGCGCAGGUUUCACAGAACACAGAAGCUCUCCAUGGGGCCCAGAUGGAGAGGAGUGACUUAUCCAGACAGAUACAGACCCUGGAAAUUGAACUUGCAUCCCAACAGAGCUUAAAGGCCUCCUUAGAUGACACAUUACAAAACACAGAGAUGCGAAACAACAUGGAAAUGGAGAAGUACAACACCCUUAUUAUCCGUCUGGAGGAGGAGCUGACCAACUUGCGUGCAAAUAUCCAGCAUCAGACCCAAGAGUAUGAGGCGCUGCUCAACAUGAAGAUGAAACUGGAGGCCGAGAUUGCCACUUACAAGAGUCUGCUGGAUGGUGGAGACUUCAAGUAAGAAAAAAACAGAUCGAGGCAAGGUGAUGAUGGUGGUGGAGGCUCCAGGAUGCACUGGACGAGCUAGCGGUCUCAAUCUAAUUCAGAACAAAGACUCUGGGACCCUCCCAACAAUGAAAGCAGAACCACCCACAACUAUCCAUUAUGGAAGAAAUUCCAUGCUGGGUCACUUCAACUAAAGCCAAUUUUGAACGAAGACCACAUACCAUGUGGACCAUAAAUGAUUUAAGCAAUUCUGAAUAAAGGCACACCACAGAGAAAAACAAAGCAGCUAUUGCCUGACCUGACAGCAAAAUAAAAAAAAGAAAACCACUUA
Molecule: messenger RNA, 1626 nt
Organism: Micropterus salmoides (largemouth bass)
Lineage: Eukaryota; Metazoa; Chordata; Actinopteri; Centrarchiformes; Centrarchidae
Product: keratin, type I cytoskeletal 18-like
Exons: 7
Coding region: 91-1311 (406 amino acids)
Biological process (GO): intermediate filament cytoskeleton organization
Cellular component (GO): keratin filament
Molecular function (GO): structural molecule activity
Source: RefSeq, a predicted model, not a curated record